Molecule: messenger RNA, 1108 nt
Organism: Zingiber officinale
Lineage: Eukaryota; Viridiplantae; Streptophyta; Magnoliopsida; Zingiberales; Zingiberaceae
Product: NADPH-dependent aldehyde reductase-like protein, chloroplastic
Exons: 1
Coding region: 158-931 (257 amino acids)
Molecular function (GO): oxidoreductase activity
Source: RefSeq, a predicted model, not a curated record
AUAGGAGUGGCUAGGGUGGUGUGGAGAAAUACUGGUAAGGCUUUAGCUGGGAGUACCUUUCAUUGGACUUACAAAAGUUAUCAUUCCCCAAUUGCAAGGGAUUUUGCUUUGCUUACAGUUUCAUCUUCAUCCCCCAAUUGAAACCCUAAUCGACUCCAUGGCCGCCGCCCUCCCCCUCUCUGGUCGCGUCGCUAUUGUCACGGGCGCCUCCCGCGGCAUCGGCCGCGCCAUCGCCACACACCUUGCCUCCCUCGGCGCUUCCCUCGUCCUCGGCUAUUCCUCCAACUCCGUCGCUGCUGACCAACUCGCUUCCCAGCUUAACUCCUCCUCAGACCAACCCCCCCGCACCGUUUCCGUCCGCGCGGACGUCUCCGACUCCGACGCAGUCAAAUCCCUCUUCGACGCCGCGGAGUCCGCCUUCGGCGGCCGCGCCCACAUCUUCAUCGCGUGCGCCGGCGUCCUCGACGACAAGUACCCGACCCUGGCCGCCACCACGGACGAGGACUGGGACCGCACCUUCGCCGUCAACACCCGAGGGGCUUUCCUCUGCUGCCGGGAGGCCGCGAAUCGGCUGGUCCGCGGCGGCGGGGGUCGGAUCGUGUGCAUCACGUCCUCGACAGUGGCAUCGCUACGUCCAGGAUACGGGGCGUACGUGGCGUCGAAGGCGGCGGUGGAGGCGAUGGUGAAGGUGCUGGCCAAAGAGCUGAAGGGGACGGGGAUCACGGCCAACUGCGUGGCGCCGGGGCCGGUGGCGACGGAGAUGUUCUUCGCGGGGAAGAGCGAGGAGUUGGUGAAGAGGAUAGUGGAGGAGUGUCCGCUGGGACGUCUGGGGGAGGUGGAGGGCAUCGCGCCGGUGGUGGGGUUCCUGUGCACCGACAGCGGCGAGUGGGUGAACGGGCAGGUGGUCCGAGCCAACGGAGGAUACAUAUAAUUCGAUCCAAUCUCCUUUUUUCUCCAAGAACUCGUCAUGUUUAACGAUCACGAAUAAAAUGGAAGCACCAUGGUUGUCUUUGACUAGAAGUCUUCGUGUUCAUUGACUAUUUGCAAGAGUGUUACUUUCGCCUAAUGGGGCAUCCUCAUGGUAAAUUUAAAAGUAAAUUUAUUUUUA